This is a messenger RNA of Myotis davidii, 1318 nucleotides long. RefSeq names its product myocyte enhancer factor 2A (gene MEF2A). The record is from RefSeq and is a predicted model, not a curated record. Gene Ontology annotation, biological process: positive regulation of transcription by RNA polymerase II; heart development; cell differentiation. Gene Ontology annotation, molecular function: RNA polymerase II cis-regulatory region sequence-specific DNA binding; DNA-binding transcription factor activity, RNA polymerase II-specific; histone deacetylase binding. The transcript has 12 exons. Bases 246 to 1307 code for a protein of 353 amino acids. NCBI's taxonomy places the organism in Eukaryota, Metazoa, Chordata, Mammalia, Chiroptera, Vespertilionidae.
AUAUUUUUUUUCUUUAUUAAGGAGUCGCAUUUUGUGAAAAAGUCACAAAGAAGAACUUUCUUCAAGGAUCCUAUCUAAGUGCACUUUUUAUUGAUACGUCAUUUCUAAUCUUAUAGAAAAUUUCAGCGGUAGCCCUGGAACUAGAAGCUGCAGUAACAGAAGCCGUGUAUGAUGCAUUAGGGUAUUGAAGAAAAAUAAUUUUUGAAUUAAAUAUUUGGAAUAGAAGGGAGGAAAGGUGACCGAAAAUGGGGCGGAAGAAAAUACAAAUCACACGCAUAAUGGAUGAAAGGAACCGACAGGUCACCUUUACGAAGAGGAAGUUCGGGCUGAUGAAGAAGGCCUAUGAGCUCAGCGUGCUGUGUGACUGUGAGAUCGCGCUCAUCAUCUUCAACAGCUCCAACAAGCUGUUCCAGUACGCCAGCACCGACAUGGACAAGGUGCUGCUCAAGUACACCGAGUACAACGAGCCGCACGAGAGCAGGACCAACUCGGACAUUGUCGAGGCUCUGAACAAGAAGGAGCACCGAGGGUGCGACAGCCCAGACCCCGAUACUCCCUAUGUGCUAACGCCACACACAGAAGAGAAGUAUAAAAAAAUUAAUGAGGAAUUUGAUAAUAUGAUGCGGAAUCAUAAAAUCGCACCGGGGUUGCCGCCUCAGAACUUCUCCAUGUCCGUCACGGUCCCCGUGAGCAGCCCGAACGCGCUGUCCUACACCAGCCCCGGGAGGCCCCUGUCCCCCGGCGCCCCGCCGCGGCCGCCCAGCACCGGCAGUGCGGGUGGGAUGCUGAGCUCGUCGGACCUCACGGUGCCCAAUGGAGCCGGGAGCAGCCCUGUCGGGAAUGGCUUUGUAAACUCAAGAGCUUCUCCAAAUUUAAUUGGAACUACGGGUGCGAAUAGCUUAGGCAGAGUUAUGCCUACAAAGUCUCCCCCCCCUCCAGGUGGCGGCAGUCUUGGUAUGAACAGUCGGAAACCAGACCUUCGCGUCGUCAUCCCUCCGUCCAGCAAGGGCAUGAUGCCUCCCCUGUCGGAGGAAGAGGAGUUGGAGCUGAGCGCCCAGCGGAUCAGCAGCUCUCAGGCCUCGCAGCCCCUCGCCACCCCCGUGGUGUCCGUGACGACGCCCAGCCUGCCCCCGCAGGGGCUCGUGUACUCGGCCAUGCCCACCGCCUACAACACGGAUUACUCGCUGACCAGCGCGGACCUGUCGGCGCUGCAGGGCUUCAACUCGCCGGGCAUGCUGUCGCUGGGCCCGGUGUCCGCCUGGCAGCAGCACCACCUGGGCCAGGCCGCCCUCAGCUCCCUGGUGUGAGGCGGGCAGCU